CUAUAUACUCCCCUCCAUCGCCGGCUACCUGCUUCAUCGGUCGGCGCGAGAUCCAUCGACCGCAUUCCCGUCAGCGAGCUAGCUCGGCAUCCGCACCGCGCCAACAGCAUGGCCGCGCCGCCGCUGCUCCGGCAAUGGCGCCGCAUCGCCGUGCUCGCCGCCGUCCUCGCGCUCCACCUCGGCGCCGCCGUGGCGCAGUCGCCAACGACGCCUGCUGCACCCACGACCCCGGCUGCGCCCACGACACCGGCAGCGCCAACGACACCAGCCGCACCGACGACUCCUGCGACGCCGACGACACCUGCUGCACCGACGACACCGGCUGCGCCCACGACACCUGCUGCACCGACGACACCAGCUGCACCGACGACACCGGCAGCGCCGACGACUCCUGCUGCGCCGACGACACCUGCUGCACCGACGACACCGGCAGCGCUCGCGCCCACGGCCACCCCCGCGGCGCCAGCCAACUCGCCGCCGACCCCAGCGACCCCCGCGCCGGCCGCCACCCCGGUCCCGCCGUCAAAGCCGCCGCCGGCCGCGCCCGCGGUCGCGCCGGCCAAGCCCCCGCCGGUGACGCCUCCCCCUGUCGUGACGCCACCUCCCUCCACGCCGCCGCCGGCCACGCCGCCCGCGGUGCUCCCGCCCGCCGCGGCGCCUCCGCCGACGGCCACGCCCCCGGCCGAGGCUCCCGCGACGCUGCCCCCCGCGACGCCCGCGCCCGUGGCCGAGUCGCCCGCAACGCUGCCGCCGGCCGAGGCGCCAUCCAAGGGCAAGAACAAGCACAAGAGGAGGAGGAAGCAGCACGGCAAGAAGGAGGCCCCCGCGGAGGCGCCGCAGCCGCUGAGCCCGCCGGCGCCCGCCGCGCCGUCGCCCGCUGAUCUCGAGGACGUGUCCGGCCCCGCGCCGUCGGCGUUCGACGUGAACGCGAGCAGCCGGCAGCACCAGCACUGGGGCGUCGCCGUCCUGCAGACCGCCAUGGCUGCUCUUUUGCUAUCGCUAGCGUGGUAAAUCCAACAGAGAGAUCCAUAUAUACAUAUAUCAGUGUACCAGAUCAUGAUUUAAUUAUUUCCGCUGUUGCUGUUCUUGUUGUACCAUCAUAGACCGGUGAGAUUACCCGCGGGAUCUGUCAUAGGAACCAUUGGAUUGUGGCUUGUGAUAAUUUUGACAUGCUUUUGUACCCAUUUUUUCGUUUAUCUUGGAAUAAAAGGCUCACAUUUGGUCAGACAAAA
Molecule: messenger RNA, 1232 nt
Organism: Setaria italica (foxtail millet)
Lineage: Eukaryota; Viridiplantae; Streptophyta; Magnoliopsida; Poales; Poaceae
Product: classical arabinogalactan protein 9
Exons: 2
Coding region: 109-1011 (300 amino acids)
Cellular component (GO): plasma membrane
Source: RefSeq, a predicted model, not a curated record